Messenger RNA from Talaromyces stipitatus ATCC 10500, 1308 nucleotides. Its product is annotated as nitrilotriacetate monooxygenase component A, putative. Lineage: Eukaryota; Fungi; Ascomycota; Eurotiomycetes; Eurotiales; Trichocomaceae. Bases 1 to 1308 code for a protein of 435 amino acids. The transcript has 2 exons. Gene Ontology annotation, molecular function: oxidoreductase activity, acting on paired donors, with incorporation or reduction of molecular oxygen; monooxygenase activity. The record is from RefSeq and is a predicted model, not a curated record.
AUGACAGAGUCCAAACCGAAUCGCCAACUGCAUCUAACCGCUUUUAUGCGGCCAGUCUCAUUGCAUACUGGUGCAUGGCGUUACCCCGGCUCAUAUCCUGAUGCCAAUUUCAACUUCAAACACAUUAGUCAAUUUGCUCAAAAGUUGGAGGCCGCCAAGUUCGAUGCAUUUUUUAUGGCUGAUCAUCUGGCCGUGCUGAACAUGCCGGUCGAGGCCCUAAAACGAAGCCAUACAGUCACCUCUUUUGAGCCCUUUACACUACUCUCCGCUCUGUCCGCGGUGACGGAAAAGAUUGGUCUAGCUGCAACGGCAAGCACAACGUACGACGCACCGUACCAUGUUGCCCGACGAUUUGCAAGCUUAGAUCAUUUGAGUGGUGGCAGAGCAGCUUGGAAUAUUGUUACAACGGGCAAUCCGGAAUCAAGCAAAAAUUUUGGAUUCGAUGAGCAUAUGGCCCAUACCGAUAGGUAUAAACGUGCUCGCGAGUUUUAUGAUGUUGUAACUGGAUUAUGGGAUAGUUUUGCGGAUGAUGCUUUUAUUCGCAACGUAGAGACUGGAGAAUAUUUCGACCCGGAAAAGUUGCAUGUACUGGACCAUUCCGGUGACGAGUUAAAAGGGUGGCCGGUUAUAGUGCAAGCAGGGCAAAGCGAACCGGGCCGACAGUUAGCAGCAGAGACGGCAGAGGUUGUGUUCUGCAGUCCCAAGGAUAUUGACGCAGCAAAGGCACUCUAUGCAGACAUCAAAGGACGAGUAGAGAAGGCCGGUCGAAAGAGAGAACAUUUGAAAAUCUUACCCGCGGCAUUGAUUAUUGUCGGAGAGAGCAAGCAGGACGCCCAGGAGAAGCGGCUCAAGUUAGAUAGUCUUGUGCACUACGACAGUGCCAUUUCAUCCCUAUCAAUAGCAUUGGGAGUAGAUGUCAGCCACCUUGACCCCGACAGCUUAUUGCCAGAAGAUCUUCCUGAGACCAAUGGAAGCAAGACGAGUAGAGAAGGCGUUGAAAAACUGGCCAAGUUGGAGGGAUUGACAAUUCGACAACUUGCUCAACGAUACGGAGGAUAUGCUGGGUUAGCAUUCUUAGGCUCACCGAGCGAGAUAGCCGAUGAGAUGGAAACAUGGUUAAAGGAAGGAGCUUCAGAUGGAUUUACAUGCACCUUUCCUUUCUUGCCCCAAGGGUUGGAAGAGGUGACGGACAAGCUGAUUCCGGAGCUACAACGAAGGAGCUUGUUUCGCAAGGAUUAUGCGGGCUCGACAUUGCGUGAACACUUUGGUUUACCGCGGCCGGAGAAUAAGUUCUUCGUUGGAGCAUAA